UAACAAAACAGCCUUCGUGUCCCUUCCAAUGGAAGUUUUGUUCGUCUUUUUUCAAUUCCUUUACUCUCUCUCUCUAAAUCUUCCUAGAAAAAAUGGCCCAUUACCCAUCGAUCUUCUUCUUCUUCUCUACCAGAUCCAAAUUUCUUAUAUUUUUAUCUGAUUUCCUUUUCCAUCUAAUUCUUCACCCAUUCCCCACCACUUUCCCCUGAUUUCUCUUACAUGGGUCGUCUCUUUUUCUUCUUUUACCAGGUGAUUCAUUCAACUUUCUCUCUCAGAUUGCUUUCUUUCCUAUUCUUGAUUGAAUUUCCUUGGUGGGUUCCGUCGAUUGAGCUCUGAGAACUCUUCCCCCUUUCUCGAGAGUGGAUUUCAAUUGUGGAAAUCUUCGUCUCCGACCCACUCUGUGUGGCCAGAUUUUGUUUCUGCUGGCUAUGGUUCUUCAAGUUUUUGGGGUAUCAUAUCAAGAUGAGUUUCAUGCUAUUGAAUGGAGUUAACAGUGUCACUUCAAUGUGAAACUUUGUCUCCAAUUUUGGUUGUGCUUUUGGUCCUAAUCUGCCAGAAUAUCCAGUGAAGCUUUUGUAUUAUUUAUGGAACUUCUUGGUAUUGGAGCAAAUAUGCAGGGUUCUGGCAACUAUCCAAAUUUUUAUUUCAGUAGGGAUCUAAAAGGAGUUGUUGGUGGUUGUAUAUGGCCUCAAAUCAGUGAGGAUAAAAUGGUGAACGGUGGAUGUAGCUCCAAAGGUUUCUUAUCACCAUUGUCAGCUGGUCUGUAUGUCGAAUGUGGCCGAGAAGCACUAAAGCAAAUAAUGCUUAAGCAAGAAGCGAUUUUUAGGGAUCAGAUUUAUGAACUUCAUCGCCUUUACCAAAGACAGAGGGAGUUUAUAGCUGAGAUGAAGAGGGAAUCGCGUAAGUAUGAUAUGUGCAUUACGACAACUCAGUCUGAUUUUUAUAAGUCGCGGGUCUCUGCAUUGUGUGCUCAGGAUGCACAUAACUUCCCUGUAUACAAUCAAUCAUUUAUUUCAGGUGAAAAAACACCCUCAUUACUUUCAAGUUUAGGGAAGAACAUUCAAACAGGUUCUGACACCCCUCUGAAUGGAAUCUGUUUAAAGAAUCCUUAUUUGUCAGAACCUAAGAGCAAGAUUUUGCGAAAUGGGAUGUUUGAUCUUGAACUUCCAACUGACAGCAAGUACUUGAAUGGAAAAGAUGAAUUGACAAAUGUGCCUGAAAUGUCAAGCUGUCAUCUCAAGAGAAUGCCUGAAAUUGUUCAUAUUAGUGAUAGAAAACCUUUUCUUGCCAAGCAUGAUUUGUUAUUAGAGAAAACCAAGGUCUCGGUUGAUUUAAAUAAUCCUCCUAACUUUGAGGAGGAACUGGGCUGUAGAUCCGUGGAUUUAGUGGAUGCUACGGGCCACAGGGAGAUCCUUUUCCAUGAUCUCUAUGGUAAAGCCAAUUCAAAAUGUCUUGGUUUCUCAGAGCAAGAAGUCAAUGGAAGAAAGAAUGGACUUUCUAACAAUGGCUCUUCUGAAUCGAUUAGCUUUCAUGACAGAAGCAAAAGAUAUCAACCCGACGAAGAUAUUGCAAAUUCAAGUCUGUCAUCAUCCACUACUUCUUUGACUAAGUCUGCACAAGGUCCAAUGGGACACCAUCUUCUAGAUACCGAGAGUUCCAAAAUGUUAAUAGAAAAGGCAAUGGUUGCUGAAGAUGAUUUCUGUAGUGUUAAAAACUUGAGAUCUAGCAUUGGGUCUGAUAGUGUAAGCCCCCUUGAAGGAAGCUUCUGUAAUGGCUACAAGUCCGAGACUGUGAAAGAAGAACCUCGCCCCUUGUUCAAAGCUUCUGCAAAUUGGAUGGAAGGUCAAAUUGACCUCAACGUGUGCAUAAAUGAAGAAUUUUUGGGAACACCUUGUUGCUCCACUGAAAUGAAACUGGACGUACCUGUAAGCCCAGGACAGGAAAAACACUCUUCAACUACAGGCGUGUCUGGUGAUAACCAAGUUGGGUCACAUUUUCUAGAGUCGGUUGAAGAUGAUGGCAAACCGUCGGAGGACCUCAAUUCAAUUGCAGCAGAAACCUUGGUUUCCAUUUCAUCAUAUGUGGCUCAAAAUUGUCAUAAAAUUACUGGCUGUCCGUCUGUUCAACCUUCAUUUGAAUCCUUAUGCUGGUUUGCUGAAAUAGUUUCUUCAAUGGGAGCUGAUCCAGAGAAGGGUGAAGUAGCCUUGAAAUGCAAGGAUGCUAGUGACUCAGAGGAGCUUUUGACAGAUUGCAUGGAUGACUUUGAGGUCAUGACGUUGAAGUUAAAAGAAACAGAAGAGGAAGGGUGUUCCUUGACAUCAAGUAACCACCAAGAGGAAGCAGUAAAAAAUGUUUAUUUGGCUUCAUGUCAACUAGGGAAGGGACGUGUGAGGCGGGGUAAGCGCAAUAAUUUUCAGACAGAAAUUCUUCCAAGUCUUGCAACUUUGUCGAGGUACGAGGUUACAGAAGAUAUUCAGACAAUUGGAGGGCUGAUGGAAGUUGCAAGUUCUCAUUCGAUAGCCGGUGUAGUGAAAACUGCAAGUAGAGGUAGAACGGCAUGGACUAGAGGGAAGAGACGGUUGUGUGAUUCAUCUUCAAAGAUUACAGAGACUGUUAUAGGGUCAAUCAUGGAUCAAGUAAGCAGUGGCAAUGAACUAGAGAACAAAGAAAGAAAGGUUAUAGUUUGGGGAAAUAUUACUAGACGGCGGAGGGGACAGAGAUAUCCAGCUUGUAAUAGAAAGAUUAUCUUAGGACAAGUAUAAUAUAGUUGGACUUGUCUUGAGAAGUUACUUGAAAUAAUUAUAUGUUAUCUGUAAAUUUUGCCAAGUUCUGUUCUUCCCUCCAUUUUGAGUCAAUUGUUUGUUCCAUUUAAUACAAAAAUUGUAUUGGAAAGAAAGGAGCCACCAUUCGCCAUUGUAUAUUUAACUAGACCAUACUUCUGUUAAAUAAAGUCAUCUCAUGCUGGUUUGGUUAAUCAGAUAUGGAUUAGAGCCAA
Benincasa hispida (wax gourd) is the source of this 2995-nucleotide messenger RNA. RefSeq lists its product as uncharacterized. The record is from RefSeq and is a predicted model, not a curated record. NCBI's taxonomy places the organism in Eukaryota, Viridiplantae, Streptophyta, Magnoliopsida, Cucurbitales, Cucurbitaceae.